This is a messenger RNA of Oldenlandia corymbosa var. corymbosa, 4449 nucleotides long. Lineage: Eukaryota; Viridiplantae; Streptophyta; Magnoliopsida; Gentianales; Rubiaceae. The record is from the annotation of a GenBank genome assembly.
AUGGCAUGGAGAAACGAGAUUGUGAUGCGUGACGUUAGCAAAGCUGGGCUUGUCGUCAGCAACUGUAUCAGCCGGGAAGUGGUAUCUCAGCUUGACCUGGAGGAAGCCUUGGAAGCUUCUAGAUAUGCUAGCCAUCCCUAUACUGCUCAACCCCGUGAGUGGCCCCCAUUUGUUGAAGUUGUGGACUCUUGGGAGUUACCCACUGUACUGAUUGAAAGAUACAAUGCUUCUGGGGGAGAAGGAACUGCCUUAUGUGGAAUAUUUCCCGACAUACGUAGAGCAUGGGCAUCAGUGGAUAAUACUUUGUUUCUCUGGCGGUUUGACAAAUGGGAUGGACAAUGUCCUGAAUAUAGUGUGGAUGAACAAGCCAUUUGUGCUGUUGGCUUAGCAAAAGCGAAGCCUGGCGUUUUUGUGGAAGCUAUUCAGUAUAUCCUAAUAUUGGCCACUCCUGUUGAGUUGAUCCUUGUUGGAGUUUGUUGUUCCGGAACUGGUAAUGGGACCGAUCCAUAUGCUGAGGUUUCUCUUCAACCACUUUCAGAAUAUAGAAUUCCAUCAGAUGGAGUAUCAAUGACUUGCAUUACUUGCACUGAUAGGGGUCGAAUUUUUCUAGCUGGACGUGAUGGCCAUGUAUACGAGAUGCAAUACACUACUGGUUCAGGUUGGCAAAAGCGUUGUCGUAAAGUCUGCUUGACAGCAGGUUUGGGAAGUGUCAUUUCCAGGUGGGUUGUACCAAAUGUAUUCAAGUUUGCAGCAGCAGAUCCAAUUGUGGAAAUGGUUGUUGAUAAUGAGAGAAAUAUACUCUAUACACGGACUGAACUCAUGAAAAUCCAAGUUUUUUCUCUUGGAGCCUAUGGGGAUGAUACUCUGAAGAAGGUUGCUGAAGAGAGAAAUUUGAUAAACCAGAAGGAUGCACCCUAUGGUGGGAGGCAUUCAGCAGGGUCAAGGAGCUCAUCGCGAUCAAAUAAGACAUCUAUGGUUUGCAUUUCGCCUUUGUCUGUAUUGGAAUCGAAGUCUCUACAUCUAGUCGCUAUUUUGUCAGAUGGAAGAAGGAUGUACCUUACAACUGUUGCAUCAGGUGGUUUAGGUGGUCUAGGAGGCAAUAAUCAGAGACCAAGCUGCUUAAAAGUAGUAGCAACCAGGCCUUCUCCACCUUUAAGUGUGAGUAGUGGGCUUGCAUUUGGAAACCUUUCGUUGUCUGGUAGACCUCAGAAUGAAGAUCUAUCUCUAAAGAUUGAAUCUGGGCAUUAUUCCGCCGGAGCUCUAGUCCUUUCUGAUUCAUCUCCAUCAACUAGUUCCUCUCUUCUGAUUGUCAAUAGGGAUUCAACUACCCAAACCUCUUCCAGUGGUUUGGGAGCUGGUGUUAGGAGCACUCGUGCCCUUAGAGAAUUGGUUUCAUCCCUCCCUAUUGAAGGUAGAAUGCUUUUUGUGGCAGAUGUGCUGCCGCAUCCUGAUACUGCUGCAGUUGCGCAGUCAUUAUAUUUACAGACAGAAUUUUGUGGAUUUGAUAACACGUGGGAGUCCAGUGAAAAGGCUUCUCGAAAACUCUGGGCAAGGGGUGACCUGUCAACCCAACAUAUAUUACCAAGGAGGAGAAUCAUUGUAUUCAGUACAAUGGGCAUGAUGGAGGUAGUUUUUAACAGACCAAUUGAUAUCCUUAGAAGGUUGCUGGAGUCCAGCUCACCAAGGUCAAUUUUGGAGGAUUUUUUCAAUCGUUAUGGAGCUGGUGAAGCAGCUGCUAUGUGUUUGAUGCUAGCUGCAAGGAUAAUCAAUUCUGAAGCUAUCAUAAACAACAUUGUUGCGGAAAAAGCAGCUGAAGCUUUUGAGGAUCCAAGACUAGUUGGAAUACCCCAGCUAGAAGGCAGUGGUGCAUUAUCAAAUGCUAGAACUCCUAGUGGAGGCUUCAGCAUGGGUCAGGUUGUUCAAGAAGCUGAGCCAGUAUUCUCUGGUGCUUAUGAAGGCCUCUCCUUGUGUUCUUCGAGGUUGCUUCUACCUUUGUGGGAGCUCCCGGUUUUUGUUGCCAAAAGUGGCACAGGUUCGUCUGACGCUACAGUUGAAAACAUGGUAGUUGUAUGCAGGCUCUCUUUUGGGGCAAUGCGUAUUCUUGAAGACAAAAUUCGGUCUAUAGAAAUGUUUUUAAGUUCUCGAAAAAAUCAGAGAAGGGGGCUCUAUGGUUCUGUUGCUGGUUUAGGGGAUUUAACAGGUUCGAUACUGGUUGGAACUGGCUCAGAUAUUGGUGCUGGUGAUAGAAACAUGGUUCGUAAUUUGUUUGGUUCUUAUUCUCGCAAUUUGGAAUCUGGUGAUGGUGGCUCAUCUCAGAAAAGGCAGAGACUUCCUUAUACUUCUGCAGAGCUAGCUGCCAUGGAGGUUAGAUCAAUGGAAUGUAUCAGACAGUUACUCCUCAGAUGCAGUGAAGCUCUGUUUCUGCUCCAGCUCCUUUCACAGUAUCAUAUUACACGAUUGAUUCAUAGUUUUGAUGCAUCUAUGAAGGGGAUCUUGGCUCAGUUAACAUUUCAUCAACUAGUUUGUGAGGAAGAUGGUGACAAAAUGGCUACCCGGCUUAUAGCUGCAUUAAUGGAGUAUUACACUGGUCCUGAUGGCAGGGGGACAGUUGAUGAUAUCAGUGCUAGACUACGGGAUGGUUGCCCUAGCUACUACAGAGAAUCUGAUUACAAAUUCUUCCUAGCUGUUGAAUGUCUUGAAAGAGCUGCAGCUACUUUGUAUUCAGAGGAAAAGGAAAGCCUGGCUAGGGAGGCCUUAAACUACCUUACCAGAAUUCCAGAGUCCGCAGAUCUUCAGACUGUUUGCAAGCGCUUUGAAGAUUUAAGGUUCUAUGAAGCUGUUGUUCGAUUGCCUUUGCAGAAGGCUCAGGCAUUGGAUCCUGCUGGUGAUGCUUUCAAUGAGCACAUUGAUGCUAGCGCUCGUGAAUAUGCACUCAGCCAGCGGCAACAAUGUUAUGAGAUCGUUGGUAGUGCUUUACGUGCUCUAAAAGGAGAUUCUUCAGCGAAAGAAUUUGGGUCUCCCAUCAAAGCUGUUGCUCAAUCUGCACUUGAUCCAAACUCACGUAAAAAGUUUAUUAGUCAGAUUGUGCAACUCGGUGUUCAGUCGUCAGAUAGAGCCUUUCACGAAUACCUUUAUCGAACACUGAUUGAUAUAGGACUUGAAGAUGAGUUGCUGGAAUUUGGAGGCCCUGACUUGGUGCCAUUUUUGCAAGCUGCUGGUCGUGAACCUUCGCAAGAGGCUGUUUCCCCCAUGGUAUCUUCAACAUCUCCACUUGGACGUCCUAGAUUGCCGAUCCCAGUGAAUCAAGCAAAGUAUUCUGAACUUCUGGCUCGAUAUUAUGUCUUGAAGAGACAGCAUUCUCUAGCUGCCCAUGUCUUGGUAAGACUGGCGGAAAGACGCUCCACAGAUGGUGGGAAUGCUCCUUCUCUGGAACAAAGGUCCCAGUACCUAAAGAGUGCUGUACUUCAGGCCAAGAGUGCCUCUCAAACUGAUGUUAAGGGUGAUUCUUCUCGUGGUUUACUUGACAAUGGGCUUCUUGACAUGCUGGAAGGGAAGCUUGCUGUUGUUGAAUUCCAAAUCAAAAUCAAAGAGGAAUUGGAAGCUAUAGCCUCCAGGACAGAAGGUUCCUCGAGCGGUGUUGAAUCUCUUCCUAAUGACCCUCAAAAUGAAAAUAGUCCAUCCGGUGAUAGCACUUUCUUAACCACUGUACGAGAAAAGAUAAAGGAGUUGUCAUUGGAUUUGAAGAGCAUCACUCAACUUUAUAAUGACUAUGCUGUUCCCUUCGAACUGUGGGAGAUAUGUCUCGAAAUGCUGUACUUUGCUAGCUAUUCUGCUGAUGCUGAUAGUAGCAUUGUAAUAGACACUUGGGCUAGACUUAUUGAUCAAGCUCUUUCAAGGGGUGGAAUUGCUGAAGCCUGCACAGUAUUGAAGAGGGUUGGGUCUCGUCAUUACCCUGGAGAUGGAGCUGUCUUACCUUUAGAUUCAUUGUGUCUACACCUUGAGAAGGCAGCUCUGGAGAGAGUGGUUUCGGGGGUUGAAUCUGUUGGAGAUGAAGAUAUUGCAAGAGCUCUCUUAGCUGCUUGCAAAGGUGCAGUGGAGCCUGUACUUAAUACUUAUGACCAGUUAUUAUCCAAUGGAGCAAUAAUACCAUCUCCGAUUUUGAGGUUACGCCUUCUUCGUUCUGUUCUUGUGCUGCUUAGAGAGUGGGCAAUGUCAUCCUUAACACAGAGAAUGAGUACAAGUACUACAGGAUCUCCUUUAGUUGGUGGAGCAUUUUCAUUUGGCCAUGCUAACCAGGGGGUUCGUGAUAAGAUUGCAAGCGCGGCAAACAGGUACUUGACUGAGGUGCGGAGAUUGCCUCUUCCACAGAAUCAAACCGAGCCUGUGUCUAGAGGUUUUCGAGAUCUGGAGGAAUCAUUACAGAGUCAUUUUCCAUUUGAUCGGUUUUGA